AUGGUUUCACAAAUGCCCAUAACUGCAAUCCAAAAUUCUCUUCCCGCCACAGAAAUCGCGAUCGGCUCCUCCCUCGCUACCUUUUCGGGAUACUUUGGUAGCGCAAUCUUUCUAUCCUUCGCCUCAAGAAUUCUUACAAAUUCUUUGACGAAGGAAUUAAAUAUAUAUGUACCAAAUAUCGACACAGAAGCCAUCCAGGUAGGUGGUGCUACGAGAUCGAGAGCUUUGGUGACAGGCGCGGAGUUGGAGAGUGUACUAAUAGCAUAUAGUGAGAGCUUGAUCAGAUGUUUUUACCUUACAGCUGGAGGAUCAAGUGCAGCGUUUUUGUGCAGCUUUGGAUUAAGAUGGGGAAUUGUAAAGAAGAAGAAGAAGAAGAAGAAGAAGAAGAAGAAGAAGAAGAAGAAGAAGAAGAAGCAGGAAGGGGAUUGGGAAAGGGGGGAGAGCCCAGCUAAGAGUAACAUCACGGAGUCCACGGUGAUAGAAAGAAAAGUUUGA
Messenger RNA from Botrytis porri, 495 nucleotides. RefSeq lists its product as uncharacterized. Bases 1 to 495 code for a protein of 164 amino acids. The transcript is spliced from 3 exons. NCBI's taxonomy places the organism in Eukaryota, Fungi, Ascomycota, Leotiomycetes, Helotiales, Sclerotiniaceae. Gene Ontology annotation, molecular function: transmembrane transporter activity. The record is from RefSeq and is a predicted model, not a curated record. Gene Ontology annotation, biological process: transmembrane transport.